AAAUUGUUUAGUUGUUCAUAAAGCAUCAAUAUUUUGAAAACAUGUUAAUAGAGUUUUUAAGGCUAGAAUAAUUUAUUGAGAAAAUCCACAUUUAAAUAAACUUUCAAAGAAAUUGGAGUGCCCGUUAUGACAAACAUGAAUGAGAAUGGAGAUACCUCCCAGACACAUUUUCUUUGGAACAUGCAGUCAAAAGUUGCAAGAAAACGGAUUUUAAAUCCAUUUAAAAAAGAAUAUCUUCGUAAAGUGUCUAAAGUAUUUGCUACAAAUAGUCUAGAACAUGCUUCAAAUAAUCAUAGGGAACUGAUCCAAUCAGACGAGACACGCAAAAGUUUACUGCUUCAGAGUUCUUAUGCAAAGCAAAACAAAGCUCGAAAUAUUAUUUCAUUAGACGAUUUCCUUAAGUAUUUAUCGAUAGCUUACAUAGGUUCAAACUCGCUGAAUCAUCAUAUUAAUUGGCAGGAUGAGCGGUAUUGUGAACUUUUCUCAAAUCUGAUUGAUGUGGAUAUUGAUUCUAUGUUACCAAUAUUGACUGAAAUUCCAUCCAUUGAUGGGGAACUAUGUAAAAGAGAUUACAAUGCUGGUGAUAGCUUUCAAAAUAUUUUUUUACAGACACCUAGUCCCGAAAUGGCGGAGCCAUCUGCCAAAGAUUAUGAUAAUAAGUCGUUCUCCAUCAAGGUGGAGUUGACAUUGAAGAGCAGCAAGAGUUCAUUGAAUGCAGCUGAAAAAUGCGAGGUGGUGGAACCAGAGUAUGAAGCGGUUCAGACAAACAAAAGUGAUUCUAUCAAUUCUAAUUUGAAACUUGGACGUACAACCUUGGAAAAAAAUAGAGUGGAAAGUAAAAAUUUAUCAGAAUCUCGCACGAGACGGAUUGGUAGAAUAAAUACAAUGAGGAGUGAUAAUGUUAUUGAAAAAAACCAACAAGUAAACACGAUUGUCAGUCAUUUAUCCGACAGUGAGUUGAAUAAGAAACAAGGAAUGAAUAAUAUCCCCCUUGUAAAAAGCAAUCAACAGCCAAAAGAAAUUCUGACUGGCAUUAAAAAAGUUAGUGGAAGUGGUGUAAGAGUGAAAAAACGUAAUUUAGCUAUUGAAAAAGGGAAGAAAAUGUCAUUAACUCCUCCAAUUGCAUCAUUUGAUGAUGACAUUGAAAUUAACGUUUACAACAACAAAAAAGUUCUAAAAAAAUACAAAUUCUCAUCAAAUUUAUUGAUUUCCAAAAGUGGAUACUUUACUCAAGUAUCAAGUACUAAGAAUCUGAACGAUUUCAAAAUAACCGUCUAUUCUGAUCAUGAUAUUUUCAAAUGGAUUUUGUUAUGGAUAAAAUUUGAAUCAUCGAAGUUGAAAAGUGCCAAGCCAGAAUUGAAUUGUUUGAAUGUGACACCGUUAUUGAUAUCAGCAUCUGUAUUCCAGAUUACAUCCUUGAUGGAAUAUUGUCUGAAUUUCUACAUUUACAAUUUGAACGACAUAAUAAAAUAUACAACGGAUUUUGGAAACCUUGACAAUGAAGUAAUUACAAGAUUAGCUGGGAUGCUAUCUAAUGUUGAGUUGAGUCGUGUACAGGAUGAAUCAGACAAAAUCAUCUCUAGACUUUAUUGUGAGAUGAUAAUGUCCUUAGCGCAAUCAAAACCUGAGCCAAGCAGAGGCCAUUUUGUUACAUUUUCUCUGGUUUACAAAUGUACUAUUUGUAACAAGAUUAUUCUGAAAGAACAUUCCAACAAUAUAAACUGCCUGCCAGAACAACAUGGGAUCGAUUACAAAGGAAAUGUUAUAAUUAACCACAAGAUUGAUACUGGUUGGAACAUCACCAAGUAUGUAAAGAACCUGAUGAAAAAAUAUGGAAGUUGGGAGAUGGUGUAUUGGAAUAUGUGGGCGGAAUGUCACUUCCUCAAAUGCAAUAGGUGCAACGGAUAUUAUUCAGUAAAAUAUAGUAAACAGUGCGUGACACAUACGAAAAAUAUAAUUUACAAAUCUCUGAGCAAUAAUGUAGUGUCUCCUGAAGGUAUCUAUCCAUGCUGUGGGGCAAAAGUUUACAAGUUUGAUAUUGGCUUAUUGCAAAAGUAUAAUGGAUGUAAGAACAUUAGUCACUCGCCAUCUUUAGAAGUGGAUAGAAGCUACAGUGAUAUACAGAAGAUUUACAAAAGUAUGAAAUCCAUCAUUUCCACCAGAGUCGAUAAAGUUAAGAGCAACACACACGAGAAUCCCACAAAGUUGAUUAAAAAGUCAAGAGUUCUUCCAAAUAAUUUAAUUAAUUUACAAUCACAGACUGAAUCUCAAGGGGUUGGACUUUUGGAUAAGAACUUACUCAAAGUGAAAAGCUACAAAAGCUCUCCUGUUAAAGGUUGGCAGGACUGCCAAGAAUCAAAAACCGGCCCCUCGUGUUUCAGGGUUUCUUCAGAAGAAAGUGUGUCUGAUUAUUCUGUUGCACAAGAUAAACAACAGAAAAGGAGAUCAUUGUGUCCUCGAACUGGUAGAAAACUCACAAGCAAAGAUGUUGGGACGUUGGACCUGACUUCUUCUAGAGGCUUGGAUGAAGGAGAUUCCAGUACAUCCUUAUCUGUUGAGGAGGAGCCCAAAGUAGUUCAGAGGUAUAAAAAAGAACAAGAAACUGUGCUGCAGAGCAUACUUGAAAGUGGAUUAAUUUCAGUGAAAACUGUGGACAAGAUUGAAAGAAAACUGAAGAAAAGUCUGAAUGAAAUAAAAUCGUCUUUGAAAAUGAAUCAAGACAAUUUGCGAGAUUAUGAAGAUAGACUGAAUGCUGAAGUUAAUAGUCUGCUGUGUCAGCGAACGAACAGUACAAGCGCUUGUCUUCUAGAUAGUUUUCCACAUGUUAACCUUCGUACAGUAGUCAAGAACAAUACAAUUCAAAGCAGUGUUUUUGAGAUUGGUGAUAGGUCUACAAAUGUACACUCUUCAGAUUCUGAAAUCUCAGUAGGCAGUUCAGUCAAGACUUACUGCAGCACUAUAAGUAGCUCAACAAGGAUAUAUCACUCUAGAACAAGCAACGUUUGGAACAGUUUUGAACCCCUGGCAGGCAGCUUUGUAAGGGUGGAAGCUGAAUGGCAGGACACUUUUAAUGCAAAUAUGCCACCAAGAACCAAAGCUGGCAAAAAACAAGAUGAUUCUGUUUACAUCAAUUGUCUUGACGUUAGAGCACUGUCUAUUAUGGAUAACAAGAGAGAAAUUAGUAGACGGAAAACAUCUAAAACGAAAUCGGUGAGUGGCAAUUCGAUGAGAAGAUCUUGGAAAGCGUUGGCACCGAAAUCGAAAAUAUCAGAGAUCGAAUCUUAUCUGUCUACUACAGUGCUUCCCACAAGACAGCACUCACUAGUCAAUACAACAAACGUGGCAGCGUCAAAAAUGGACCAACUGAUGACUCCACCUUGUGAGGGUAAGCACAACAUGGCUUUCACGUGUGGUUUCACAAGUUUAGUAAAUUACGACUCCUUAAAUGCUAGAAAUAUCACAAAAGAAAGCGACUAUGUGAAUCCAAUUUGGAUUUAUGACAAGAGAUACAAAGAACUAGAUUACCUGUCAUGCAUCUACAUGCCUAUUCCAUUUCAAAAAGAUUACGACGCGGUGAAAGGAGUUGACUGGCAGAGACUGAGGAUUUUGGAACACGAGUGGAAAAGUUUUCUAAAGUUCAUGAAAGUUGACGAGAAUUUCGAACGAUCCUUUCACCACUCUGCAAUCAAGCCAUAUUACAAUACUUAUCGCAUAGAAAAGAAAAGAAAAAAUAGAUAAGUAUAAUUCAGCAGUCACAUGAAAUGAAAUAUGGACAAGGCUAGAGUCUAGACCAGAAUCCAAUUAUUUUAUGAUGAAAUAACCAACAGCUUCUAAUCAAACUAUCCUAUUUUUCAUUUGUGUUUGUAUAUUGUUAAGAAUAUUAAAGCGUUCAUGUCACGAAUGAAGUAUCGAACUUUGCUUAUUGAUGUUUCCAUUGAUUUAUGUUUACCUUAUUGAAUUGAAUCUGAGACAUAUUUAAUUGAAUUGUGUAUAUAAUACCACAAUAAUUUGAGUCGAAUCAUGGUAAUAAUAUUCAGAACAAUGUCAUUUGAGACCAGUGGGCUGUAACAAAAUAUUCAACAUAAACGUUUUCAAAAAUAUGUAUAAGAGUUGAAAAAUGAUCAUGGGAAGUAUGAUUAUUGCCAAGAAUUUUCUAGCUCCAGACUCACGGAAGAAUACUUCUA
Messenger RNA from Nilaparvata lugens (brown planthopper), 4184 nucleotides. RefSeq lists its product as uncharacterized. The transcript is spliced from 2 exons. The coding region runs from base 127 to 3738 and encodes 1203 amino acids. NCBI's taxonomy places the organism in Eukaryota, Metazoa, Arthropoda, Insecta, Hemiptera, Delphacidae. The record is from RefSeq and is a predicted model, not a curated record.